AUGGUGAUAAUCGUCAUAGGUGCCGCUCAAGGAGUACUAGUCGUGGGUCCGAAAUAUAUCCGAGCCAACCAGGAAUACACUCUGGUGAUCAGCAACAUUAACUCAAACCAAACCAAAUUGGACUUGAUAGUGAAGCUAGAAGGCGAAACUGAUAAUGGUUUAAAUGUGUUGAACGUUACCAAGACUUUCGACGUGCGACGUAAUAUGAACCGAAUGAUCAAUUUCAAUAUGCCCGAGAAUCUUGCUGAAGGGAACUACAAAAUUACCAUCGAUGGACAGCAAGGCUUCAGCUUUCACAAGGAGGCAGCGCUGGUGUAUCUCAGCAAAUCGAUAUCGGGGUUAAUACAGGUCGAUAAGCCCGUAUUUAAACCUGGCGAUACGGUGAACUUCCGUGUGAUCGUGCUGGACACGGAGCUGAAGCCGCCAGCGAGGGUCAAGUUGGUUUAUGUAACUAUACAAGAUCCUCAGCGCAAUGUGAUUCGCAAAUGGUCCUCGGCAAAACUGUAUACCGGUGUGUUCGAGGGCUAUCUGCAGAUAGCGCCUACUGCAAUGCUUGGAAUCUGGAAUAUCUUGGUGCAGGUGGAGGGAGAAGAGCUUGUGUCAAAGACGUUUGAGGUGAAGGAGUAUGUGUUGUCAACGUUCGACGUGCAGGUCAUGCCAUCGGUGAUUCCACUGGAAGAGCACCAAGCUGUGAAUCUUACAAUCGAAGCGUACUAUCACUUUGGUAAGCCAGUGCAGGGAGUGGCCAAGGUGGAGCUUUAUCUAGACGAUGAGUUGAUAGAUCAGAAGAAAGAACUGACUGUGUAUGGAAAGGGUCAAGUAGAGUUGCUGUUAUUUGGUAAAUUUGAAAUGUACGAAGAUCAGCAGGAUGUACGAGUGAAGGUGACGUUCAUCGAGCACUACACAAAUCGUACGCUGGUGAAGCUGUCACAAAUAACGAUAUACAAGCAUGCGUACCGAGUAGAGUUGAUCAAAGAGAGCCCUCAUUUUCACCCGGGAAUUCCGUUCAAGUUUGUGCUUCAGUUUACACACCAUGAUGGAACACCGGCUAAAGGCAUUACCGGGAAGGUAGAGGUAUCCGGUAUAGGAUUCGAAACGACAGCAACGAGUGAUAACGAUGGAUUGAUUAAGCUCGAGCUGCAAAAAAAUGAGGAUAUCGAAUUAAUGCACGUUAGCUUUGUAAAUAAUAAUGAUGGAUUUGUCUUUGAACACAAUGUUGACAGAGAUGUAUUCGCUACAAAUGCUUACAUUAAAAUAGAGCUGAAAUCACCCAUCAAACUGAACAAAAAUAUGCGCUUCACGGUGACGUGCACGGAGCGCAUGACAUUCUUCGUGUACUAUGUUGUGUCAAAGGGCAACAUCGUCGAUGCAGGCUUUAUGAGACCAAACAAGCAAAAGAAGUACUCGUUGCAACUAGACGCUACUGAAAAGAUGAUUCCGAAGGCGAAAACCCUUGUCGCUACCCUAGUGAAUCGUACGAUGGUGAACGAUAUUGUGGAUAUUGAUUUCCAAGGGUUUCGUAAUAACUUUGAUUUAAGCAUUGACGAGCAAGAGAUCAAACCGGGACGACAAACCGAGCUGAGCAUGUCUGGACGCCCUGGAGCGUACGUUGGGCUGGCCGCGUAUGACAAAGCCUUGCUGCUGUUCAACAAGAACCACGACCUGUUCUGGGAGGACAUUGGGCAGGUGUUUGACGGGUUCCAUUCAUAUGACACAAAUGAAUUCGACCUGUUUCACAACAUGGGCUUGUUUGCCAGAAUGGAUAAUAUUAUGUUUGAUCAAUCCAAUGAUAAAUCGGCACGCAGUGGACAGCAGGCGGACGGAACAGUGUUUAGGAAACAGUUUCUAGAAUCAUGGUUGUGGAAGACUGCGAUCAUUGGAAAUUCCGGUACUCUCAAGCUGAUUGAGGUUGUACCGGAUACAACGACCACCUGGUAUCUGACGGGCUUCUCGAUCGAUCCCGUGUACGGGUUGGGUAUCGUUAAGAAACCGAUCGAAAUCACAACAGUGCAGCCGUUUGUCGUUAUGGAAAGCUUGCCGUAUUCGAUCAAGAGAGGUGAGGCGAUCGAGAUACAAUUUAUUCUUAUCAGCAACCUUCAAGAAGAGUACACCGUUGACGUGACGCUGUAUAAUGAGAACAACGAGAUGGAGUUCCUCGGACGUUCGAUUUCAAACGUAAGCUACACCAAAUCGGUGAGUGUAUCUCCAAAGGUGGGAAAACCUGUAUCAUUUCUAGUGAAAGCAAAGAAGCUCGGUGAGAUGAUGGUUCGUGUGAAAGCCUCUAUAGCCAUUGGACUUGCAACGGAUGCACUGGAGAAGGUGAUACGAGUUAUGCCAGAAAGCUUGGUACAGUCAGGAGUAGAAUAGUUCGGAUUUUUCAUGGACACGCACCAGAAUCGAACGUUCUUGGUGAAUCCGAACAUUGAUAAAAAGGCCGAUAAUGGAUCGAUAGCGAUCGAGCUUAGAAUUAAUCCCAACUUACUGAUUAAGGUCAAAGAAAAUUUAAAUGAUCUUCGUACUGUAUCGCCUACAUGUAAGAAUGUGAUAAGAUUGGCACUUAAUUUUGCUGUCGCUGAUUAUCUGAUUGCAUGUGGACCCAAAGAACAGAAUCUUCCCGAAAAUGCCGUCGAUGCGUUGAGUAAAGAAUAUAUGUUGCUAAUGACUUGCUUGAAUUCGGAUAGUUCAUUUGAUAGCGUGCAGAAUAUUGUUAGCAAUAUAUUUUACACUGCAUUUGUAGCCAAUACGCUGGAUACUGCACCCAAGAAUGUGCGCCAGACAAGUAAUGUUAAAUUAGAGAAAGCAUUUGACUGGCUUGCCUCUCGACAGCAACGUUUCGGAAGUUUCAGAGAAAUCGAAUCCGAUCUGCACUAUACACGUAGUGAAAUAGCAUUGACAUCCUACGUAUUGGCAUCAAUGCUAGAGAACGAAAGCGCCAAAGUGAAGCACGCUGUGGUGAUAGAAAAGGGCAUGUGGUUUCUGAGCAAUCAAUUCGAUUUAAUCACAAGCGCAAAUGAUUUGGCGAUAGUGACCUAUGCGAUGAUGUUGUACGGGCACUGGCGAAAGGACGCUGCGUUCGAAAAGCUGAUCGAUAUGUCAACCAUCACAAAUAAUGGAGCGGAACGAUAUUGGAACACGUCGAACAGCGUAGAGGCAACGUCUUACGCUUUGCUAUCGCAUGUGUUGGUCAACAAGUUGCUAGCAGCUUUGCCAAUAAUGCGUUGGCUAGUGAAUCAGAAAAGCGAAAUAGACAGUGUUUCUGGCCAAGAAACUACCUAUUUGCGUCUCAAAGCACUGUCCAGGAUGACAAAAAAGAUAUCUCCAUCCCGGAAUGACUAUAUGGUACAGCUAAAGUACAAGCAAAGUACGCGAUUGUUGCGUUUUGAUUCAUACAGAAAUAUGAUACAAAACAUUACCACACCGCAAGACGUAAGGAAGAUUAAAAUAACAGUUGAGGGUAUUGGGGUUGGGCUCCUGGAGGUGAUGUAUAAAUACAGAUUGAAUCUCGUGAACUUUGAGCAUCGAUUCCAGCUAGACUUACAGAAACAGAACACAAGCUCCGACAACGAGCUAAGGCUGAAUGUGUGUGCCAACUAUAUCCCCACUUUGCGUGACAGCCACUCAAACAUGACACUAAUCGAGGUGACAUUACCGAGCGGUUACGUUGUCGAUCGCAAUCCGAUCAGCGAGCAGACGACGGUGAAUCCGAUACAGAACAUGGAAAUUCGUUACGGUGGCACUUCAGUCGUUCUGUACUACUACAAUAUGGGCACCGAGCGUAACUGUUUUACCGUGACUGCGUACAGACGCUUUAAGGUCGCAUUGAAGCGUCCAGCGUAUGUUGUUGUGUACGAUUAUUAUGAUACAAAUCAGAACGCCAUCAAAGUGUACGAAAUGGACAAGCAGAAUGUAUGCGAAAUCUGCGACGUUUGUGACUGUACCACCGAGUGCAAAACAUAAUUUAAGCAAUUUUUUUCUGUUGU
Messenger RNA from Anopheles coluzzii, 3980 nucleotides. RefSeq names its product CD109 antigen-like. Gene Ontology annotation, cellular component: extracellular region. Gene Ontology annotation, molecular function: endopeptidase inhibitor activity. The transcript has 12 exons. The record is from RefSeq and is a predicted model, not a curated record. Lineage: Eukaryota; Metazoa; Arthropoda; Insecta; Diptera; Culicidae.